This is a messenger RNA of Loxodonta africana (African savanna elephant), 6016 nucleotides long. It is a transcript of the gene SH3TC1, whose product is annotated as SH3 domain and tetratricopeptide repeats 1. Bases 2119 to 5889 code for a protein of 1256 amino acids. Lineage: Eukaryota; Metazoa; Chordata; Mammalia; Proboscidea; Elephantidae. The record is from RefSeq and is a predicted model, not a curated record. The transcript is spliced from 17 exons. Gene Ontology annotation, molecular function: protein binding.
GGCACAGCGUGGGAGGGCCCGGCACACGGUAGACCCGGCUUGGUGUACUGCAGGCAGUUAACAGUUGCGGCUGUGAAAUGAGCGCCCUCAUGACGCCCGGCACUUCCGGCAGAGACGCUCAAGGCCCAGGGCUGGUGGGCAGCUGGCGUGGUCGUGUCUGAUGUCUCUGUCCCAGGGGCUUCAGAGAGUACUGGAGUUUGGUAUCAGCUGCUGGAAACCACAGGUCUGCACAAGCUGGCCCUGCUUGUGUUAGUUACGGUGUGUUAGUUAUCCAGGGCUGUGUGACAAAGAACCACAAACUAGGGGGCGUGGAAGAACAGGAGUUUGUCAUCUUGCAGCUCUGGAGGCUGGGGGUCCGAGACCAGGGUGUCAGCUGUGCGGUCCCUUCUGAGGCUCUGCGGGAGACUGCUCCUGCCUCUCUCCCAGCUCCUGGUGGCUCCCGACAUUCCAGGGCUGCAGCUGCAGCGACACAUGGCGUCCUUCCUCUGUCUCCGUCUCUGUGUCUCUUCUUGGCUUUAUAAGACACCACUUGGAUGGGGUUGGGACCACCCUAUUCUGGCAUAAAGAAAAACAGCUGCCGUCAAGUCAGCUGUGACUCAUGACAAUCCCAUGUCAGAGAAGACCUGGGCCCCGGGGUUUUUGAUUGCUGAUUUUUUGGAAGUAGAUUGCCAGGCCUUUUUUCUGAGGCGCCUCUAAGUGGACUCAAACCUCCAACCUUUCUGUGGGUAGUUGAGCAUUUAAUCAUUUGCCCCACCCAGGGACUAUUCUGCAAUAACCUUACAUUAAUUCAGCUGAUAACGUCUUCAAAGACCCUAUUUCCACACCAGGUCAUGCUCACACUUACAGGGUAGGACUUCAACAUGUCUGCUGUUGGCUAAGAUGCAAAUUCUGCAGAGGCGUAAGGAGAUGGAAAAGCUGGCCAAGGACCCUGGGGAUGGGCAGUGAUAGAGGACCCAAGUUCAAGGGUUCAAGUCCCAGUUUGGCCAUGCACAGGCCAUGAGACCUGAGCCAGGGCCUCUGCCCUAUGGACCCCUCCUAGUCCUGACCCCUGGGAUGCUCCCUGGCCCUGGCAUUUGAGGGCACCUCAUGAGUCCUCAGCUUGACCAUGAGCCCCACGUGACACACUUGCAGGCUUCUCAGAGCACCCAACAGGAGAGGGUGCAGCCAGACCAGAACACAGCACUAUCUGCCAGACCCACAGAAUAACAGGCCAAAGACAUCUGAGUCCUCACCCCCAGAGCCUGUGUGUAUGUGACCUUCCAUGCGAAAGGGGCCCUGCAGGCGUGGUCAAGUGAGGGAUUUUGAAAUGGGAGAGAUCCUGGGUUAUCCAGAUGGGCCCAAUGUCAUCGCAAGGGUCUUUAUGAGAGAGGCAGGAGGAUGAGAGAGAGAGAGAAUAUAAGGAUGUUUUUUUUUACACUGCUGGCCUUGAAGGUGGAGGAGGGGGCCAUGAGCCAAGGACUGUAGGUGGCCUCACCAAAAAAAAACCACUGCCAUCGAGUGGGUUCCGACUCAUAGUGACCCUACGGCACAGACUAGAACUGCCCCAUAGAGUUUCCAAGGAGCACCUGGAGGAUCUGAACUGCAGACCUUUAACAGCCGUAGCUCUUAACCACUACGCCACCAGGGUUUCCUCGUGGGCGGCCUCUAGAGCUGGAAAAGACAAGGAAAUGGAUUCUCCCUCUGGGGCCUCCAGAAGGAACCAGCCCUGCCCACACCUUGAUUUCAGGUCAGUGGCACAUGUGUGGCAUUUCUGCCUCUCAAACUACAUUGUUGUUGGUUGCCAUUGAGUCGGCUCAGACUCGGGGCGACCUUGUGGGUAACAGGACAAAACAUUGCCCCGUCCUGAGCCACCGUCGCAAUCAUUGGUAUGUUUAAGCCCAUUGUUGUGGCUACGGUGUCAGUCCGUCUCCCGGGGGGCUUCCCUCAUUUUUGCUGACCCUCCAUGAUGUCUCUUUCUAGCAAUUGUUCUGUCCUGAUGACAUGUCCAAAAUAAGUCUCGCCAUCUAAGGAGCGUUCUGGUUGUAUUUAUUCUAAGACUGAUUCGUCCCUGCUGUCAGACACAGGUGCUGCUCCCCAAUCUGGCAGCGCAAGGCCUGCUGAGGGACCCUUCUGGGCCAGAUGGCAGCGUAUCCGACAGACCUGACCUUGACAGUGCUGGCCGUGCAGAGGAGGAGCAGGCGGCCGGACCCCAAGCUGCAGCAGGCAGUGCGGGCAAGGCUCCGGCUGCUGGAGAACGAUACCAGGGAGGUGGCACGUGUGCUCGGGGAAUUAUCAGCCAGGCUGUUGUCCAUCCACAGCGACCGAGGCCAGAUUGCGGUGACGUUUAAGACCUUUGAAGAGAUCUGGAAGUUCUCCACCUACCACGCUCUUGGCUUCAUACCUCACUGCCUGGAGAACCUGCUGGUGGACCAGACCUUCUGGCUGCAGGCGCCCGAGGAUGAGGAGGAGACAGCCCUGGAGGUCUGCUUGGAGGAGGAGACCCUGAGGCUGAUGCACGAGAGUCUGCUUAUGCAGGAAGGGUCCUACUUUGUCCUGUGUCCUGACCUUGGCGUGAGAGCAGCAACUGGACCCUGGGGUGCAGGGCAGGGCCCCCAGGGAGAAGCAGCCUCAGAAGUGGACUCGCGGAGCCCCAGCCCCAGCACGUCCUCUGAGGAAGUGGCUGCAGUGGUCCUGGAACCUUUGACUCCAUUUCAUCAGUGGGCUCUGAGGGUCCCCUGGGACUCCCUGGAGGACUCCAUGGAUGGAUCUGUGGCGCCUGGCCUCGCGAUAACAGCAGGGGGCCUGGCCUCGGCAGUGGGAGACUGCCAGGGCUCCAGGCCCGAUGAGAUGACCUUCCGAGAGGGUGACCCCAUCCAGGUCCUCGGAGCACGGGUGCCCGGCCUACCCUGGUGCCUUGGCCGGCAUGCAGCCUCGGGCCAGGUCGGCUUUGUGCGGACAGAGCUCAUCAGCCUGGAGGGCCAGCCUGAGUCGGAAAAUGUGAUCUUUCUCAGUGAGGAAGAAAGGGCAUUCUUCAGCAAAGAAGGGGGCUUUUCAGAGGACGACGCCAGGCAGUUACUGAGGAGGACAUCUGAGCCAGACGUCUGCACUAUGUACAGCUUGGACAGGCUCGAAGAAGCCGAGUUUGAGCAGCCGGAAGAACACAAAACACCUCCGCCUCACCUGAACCUGGAGCCUAGUGAGAUCCUAGAGAAGGUGAAGAACGCUCUCAAACGAUGCAAGACUUGCCAGGCCUGCCCUGAGGAGCCAGCGUCCCGGAGUCUGUACCCAGUGGCUAGUGGGGUGAGCUUGUUGGAUGCUGAGGAGGAAUCUGGCUUCUGCCUGGAUGCAGAAGCCAACUGGACGGAUGACGCGGAGGCCCUGGGCUCCACGCUGCUGUCACUGAACGCCCCUGGCUACAAGGCCGGCUUUCGCAGCCUGUACGCCCUGUCCAUGCCAUGUCUGGGCAGUGUGCUCUGCAGCCUUGAUGACGAGGAAGAGCUGGCUGGGCGCCUAGCACAGGCCCGGGGGACAGCCAAGAGGGCCGGCCUGCCCAUGGCCCUGGCCAGGCUCUGCUUCCUGCUGGGUCAGCUCUGUGUCAGGAAGCUCAAGCUCUCCCAGGCCCGGGUGUACUUUGAGGAGGCCCUGGGCGUCCUAGGUGGCCGCUUCGGCGACCUCCCCCUGGUGGUGGCCGUGUAUACCCGCCUGGCUGCCAUCUACCUGAAGCAGAAGAACCGGGAGAAGUGUGCUAUGACCUUGGACAAGGCAUUGGCCCUCCUCCUGGGGACACCCAGCCACGUCUGCAGCACCGAGGCUGAGCUGCUCCGGCUGGCUCUGCGGUGGGCUGUGCGGGUCCGGAGUGUGGGGGCCGAGGCCCGGGCCUGCUUCCUGCUGGUGCAGCACCACACCCGCCUCAAGCAGCCCGAAGAGGCCCUGCCCUUCCUGGAGAGGCUGCUGCUCCUCCAGGGCCGCUUGGGGCCCCUGGACACCACCUGGCCCACUGAUGGCUACCUGCUGCUAGCUGACAUCUAUGGCCGAAAGUGCCUGCCCCACCUGGCCCUGAGCUGUGUCCGCGUGGCCUCGCUGUGUGCCCUGGGUUCCCUGGCAAGUGCGCUGCGGAGCGUGGACCUGGUCCUGUGCCACGCCCCUCAGCUCCACGGCCUCAGGCAGGUGGCCCCCAGCCUCCCCGCCCAGCUCACCCCCUACCUCUGGCAGGCACUGACCUUCCCAGCUGCAGGGACAGAGCAGAUACCUCGUGCGGCACUCUACGCCAGCCUGGCCCAAGUGCACAGCCACCAUGGCCAGUAUGGCCAAGCCAUUGCCCUCAUGAUGCGUGCCGUGGAUGCAGAGGCCACGGCCGGCUCCCGCCCCAUCGUGGACCACCUGGUGGCCCUGGCCUGGCUGCAUAUCCUCCACAGGCAAAGCGAAGCGGCCCUGGACAUCCUGGAAUCCAUUGGGGAUGCAGCUGUGGCUAGCGAGGACCAGGAGGGCGUGGUCACCAACAUGAUGGCAGUGGCGCUGAGGAGGACGGGCAGGACCCGGCAGGCAGCCGAGGGCUACUAUUGCGCCCUUCGUGUGGCCAGGCGGCGGGGCCGGCGGCACGACCAGGCCGUGGUGCUGGCCAACUUUGGGGCGCUGUGCCUGCAUGCGGGUGCUAGGCGGCUGGCGGAACACUACCUGGUGGAGGCCACGAAGCUCUUCUCCCAGCUGCCCAGUGGGGAGUGUGGCUGUGACUUCACACAGGUGCUGCUGACGCUGGGCCACCUGUACGCCGGCAGGGCCUUGGCCCAGCAGAGCAGGUGCUGCUAUGAGUGGGCCUUCCUGGUCGCCGUGGAGACAGGCCACUUUGAGAGCCAGCUGCGUGCUGUCCAGCGGCUGUGUCACUUCUACAGCUCUGUGCUGCCCAACGAGGCUCAGUGCGUCAUCUACCAUGAGUUCCAGCUCUCGCUGGCCUGCAGGAAGGCUGACAAGGCACUGGAGGGGCAGCUCUUGGACACCAUCAGCCAGCUGUACCUGUCGCUGGGCACCGAGCGGGCCUACAAGUCCGCCUUAGACUACACCAAGCGGAGCCUGGGCAUCUUCAUUGACCUCCAGGAGAAGGAGAAGGAGGCUCAUGCCUGGCUGCAGGCCGGCAAGAUCUACUACAUACUGCAGCAGCACGAGCUGGUGGACCUGUAUAUCCAGGUGGCACAGAAUGCGGCCUUGUACACUGGGGACCCCCACUUGGGCCUGGAGCUGUUCGAGGCAGCGGGAGACAUCUUCUUCAAUGGGAGCCAGGAGCGGGAGAAGGCCGUGUCCUUCUACCAGGACCGGGCACUGCCCCUGGCGGUGGCCACAGGGAACCAAGAGGCCGAGCUGCGUCUGUGCAACAAGCUGGCGGCACUCCUGGCAGAACUACAGCUGCCCCAGGAGGGCCUGGAGUUCGCCCACGUGGCCCUGGCGCUCAGCAUCACCCUGGGCGACCGGUUGAACGAGCGUGUGGCCUACCACCGGCUGGCCGCCUUGCACCACCGGCUGGGCCACGGUGAGCUAGCUGAGCACUUCUACCUCAAGGCCCUGUCGCUGUGCAGCUCACCGCUGGAGUUUGACGAAGAGACUCUGUACUACGUGAAGGUGUACCUGGUGCUUGGGGACAUCAUCUUCUAUGAGCUCAAGGACCCGUUUGAUGCCGCGGGGUACUACCAGCUGGCGCUGGCUGCAGCCGUGGACCUGGGCAACAAGAAGGCCCAGUUGAAGAUCUACACACGCCUGGCCACCAUCUACCACAACUUCCUUGUGGACCGAGAGAAGUCCCUCUUUUUCUACCAGAAGGCCAGGGCCUUCGCCACCGAGCUCAACGUCCGCAGGAUCAACCUGGCUCCUGACCCGUACUACGGGCAAGUGGCCUGGCUGGCCUCCGCCGCCCCGCCAUGAGGACCCCGGGAGUGGGCUCUGUGGAGGGGAGUCCCUGUCUCUCCCAGGGUCUCUGCGUGGCUCAUUUUCUGGGAAACCGAGCUGCCAAGACAGGGCUCAGUAGCCAUAAAUGUUCUUCAGUAACUCA